Molecule: messenger RNA, 5536 nt
Organism: Cydia pomonella (codling moth)
Lineage: Eukaryota; Metazoa; Arthropoda; Insecta; Lepidoptera; Tortricidae
Gene: vg
Product: protein vestigial
Exons: 6
Coding region: 500-1510 (336 amino acids)
Biological process (GO): regulation of transcription by RNA polymerase II
Cellular component (GO): nucleus
Source: RefSeq, a predicted model, not a curated record
GCCGCCCGCUCCUUCCACCACGCGCCGCACUUUUAGUAUGACCGGGUCAGUAGCUCAUCAUGUACGACCUACCACCUCUACCCGUACGGCCGCCCGCUCCUUCCACCACUCGCCGCACUUCCAGUAUGACCGGGUCAGUAGCUCAUCAUGUACUACCUACCACCUCUACCCGUACGGCCGCCCGCUCCUUCCACCACGCGCCGCACUUUCAGUAUGACCGGGUCAGUAGCUCAUCAUGUACGACCUACCACCUCUACCCGUACGGCCGCCCGCUCCUUCCACCACGCGCCGCACUUCCAGUAUGACCGGGUCAGUAGCUCAUCAUGUACUACCUACCACCUCUACCCGUACGGCCGCCCGCUCCUUCCACCACGCACCGCACUUCCAGUAUGACCGGGUCAGUAGCUCAUCAUGUACUACCUACCACCUCUACCCGUACGGCCGCCCGCUCCUUCCACCACGCGCCGCACUUCCAGUACGACCGGGUCAGUAGCUCAUCAUGUACUACCUACCACCUCUACCCGUACGGCCGCCCGCUCCUUCCACCACGCGCUGCACUUCCAGUAUGACCGGGUCAGUAGCUCAUCAUGUACGACCUACCACCUCUACCCGUACGGCCGCCCGCUCCUUCCACCACGCGCCGCACUUCCAGUAUGACCGGUUUAACGUGCAGACGGGCAACGGCGGCGAGGGCUACGGCGCGGCGGCCGGCGUCAGCAGCGGGUCGGCCUCGUCCGGCGCGCAGUCCCCGGGCUCCCCGCCGCACGCGGCGCACCUCCGCGCCAAGGAGGAGCUGUCCGCGCCCGGCCGCGCCAGCGCCGACGGUGGCGGAUCAUCAGAGUCGGAGGGCGAGUGCGCGGCGCACGGACGCGCGCGGGCGCAGUACGUCAGCGCCAACUGCGUCGUGUUCACGCACUACUCGGGCGACGUCGCCGCCGUCGUCGACGAGCACUUCGCCAGGGCCCUCGCCGCCGACAAGCCUAAAGAGAGUGUCCCGAUGGUGUCCCGAAACCUCCCUGCGUCCUUCUUCAACGCGGCGGCCGGCGCGGCCUGCGGCGUCGAUCUGUACGACUACGACCCGUGGCAUCAGCACUACUCCGGGUAUGUGUCCCUUGUUGUCCCGAUGGUGUCCCGCAACCUCCCGACCUCCUUCAACGCGGCGGCCGGCCCGGCCUGCGUCGUCGACCUGUACGACUACGACCCGUGGCAUCAGCACUACUCCGGGUACGGUCACGCGGCGCACCGACACGCGGCGGAGUACCACGCGGCGGCGGCGGCGCAGGCCGCGCAGGCGCACAACAUGGCCGCCGCCGGCUACCCGCCGCUGCUGCUCGGCCGCUCGCCCCUGCACGCGCAGUACAAGCCCGUGGAGUGGCAGCACUCGCUGGAGCACCACGCGCCGCACGCGCCGCACGCCGCGCACGCCGCCUGCUCGCCCUACUCCUACCCCGCGGUGCCUGGUCUGGAAGCGCAGGUGCAGGACACAUCCAAGGACCUGUACUGGUUCUGAGAGUCCGCCGGGCCUGCCGCACACUAGUGCCCUCGCGUAGUGAGCCCACCGCCCGCUAUCGCCCACCAGCAGUCUUCACGGGACCUGUACAAGUGUGCCCCUCACCCGGCAGCGAGCCCACUGUCUGACGCCAAUCUAACCACCAUGGCACCCUGGGAUGGCACAGCUGAACGCUGCAGCGGCGGAUAGUUUUUGGGAAAAGCUCUCCUGAACCUGAAUUGCUGCGAAGACGCAAAACUCUGAACAUUGACUGUGUGUUUCUAGUGUAGUGUGUAAUGGACAAUAGGACGCUGGAUGCAGGUUUUCAAGUGCGUGUAUGUCAAAAUUGUGUUAUAUUGUCAAGUGACAAGAUAUUUCGUGUUAUAUCACGCCGCGCCGCUUCCGUUAGAGAAUUUGGUGCAGUCUUAUCCAGUGUCGUGUAAACUGCGUCCGCCUCGCUCAGUUGCAUUGUAUCUUUAUAUUUAUCACUUUGAAUUGAAAACGAACGACUUUCGCCUCAUUAGCCUUUUCUAAAGCACCUCGUGCCUCGUAGUUUAGGAUUACAUUAAAUACUUGUAUCCGGAGAUCUGGAGCAGGUCGAUAUUGGUAGAACAAGCUGUUGAUGAUAAUGAUGUGGAUAAUAAACAGAGCUUACCUAAAAUAAUAACGGAAUCUUGAGGAUUUGAGAUGGUCAGGCUUGCUGGUUUAAUAGGAAAGAUAAAGCAUUUGUUCCAUUUGUACAUCAGUAAGUAGGACCGGAUGAUAAAUCGUAUCUUGAUCUCGCCAUAAGGCCUACCAUCAUAGGCUCGCGCGGGUGACGAGUAUGGAUGGCAGGCGCAGGUGGCGGCGCGCACUGCGCCCGUAAAUUGCCAGAUAAUGAGGGUUUUUGUGUUGCGACCCUCACUUAUAAAUAUUAAACUUAUCGGAACGCGCUACGAUCAUAUUAUACGUUUCUGUCACCCACGAUGUGGAAAAUAUCUGUUUUUUAGACAUCGCAUGAAUUGCAACUGCGAGGCGUCAUUUACCUUUGAAUUAGAUGCACGAGAGUUAUGAGUGCAUUAUAACAGCGCAUGCGAUGUUUAUAUCCCAUCCGUCUUAACGGAUGUUUGCUGGCGUGAUGAUUAUCUUUUCUAAAGUGCUGCGCGCGGUGCAAUAAAUCGUUGCAAGUAUACCGAACGUGUCAGUUUCAGUGAUGUGAUGGUUUGCUGAUUUCACCUUGAGACGGUCGUUCACUGGCGACAUCACUUCGCCGUUUCCAUUCGAACUGAAUUUAAAUUAAUUGUCUCGGCGGGCAGGCGCAGUUCCACAACACUAUGUAAAUAUAUCGUUUAGUACCCAUAUAAAUAUUUAGAUACGACCUACUUAUUUAGCGAUACCUAGAGUUAUGAUUUGUACAUACUAUAGAGCAUAGAUUUACUUAGAAUAGGUAAGAAUAGAUGAUAUGUGAUAGGUGAAACGCGUACGGAAAAUGCGAAGCGCGAGUCGCCAGAGCGCGCGAUAUAGAUCGUUACUCAACCCAGUUCUAAACUCAGGAAACAAUAAAGUAACAGUAAAUUGAGCAGUUAUUUCGAGUGAUCGAAGCAAGAUAGGCGUCGUCUCACGGCUCGCUCGGGUAUCAUUAGUUUGGGCGAGUCACGGCGGUAUCAGAUCGCGUGUAAGAUGCUAUCGCUAUCAGUGGUCGGAUAAUGCGGAGGAUGAGUGAUGUCGGGCGCCGUGGGGCCGCGGGGGGCCGCGGGGCGCCGCCCCGGGAGCCCCGCCCGUGGGACACGGAACGAACAUGUCGGCAGCAUUGUUACAUGGCAUUUAAUUACUCUUAACUAAAAAACUUAAUGGGUAACGUCCGUUUUUCAAAAUGAUAUUGAUACUUGUUUAUAAAUAAGGCGUUGCUCGUGUUCACACAUAGAAAAUAUUUUACAACCAUAUAGCCUCGAUAUGUCUACACUUAUUGUAGCUUCUAAACACUCGCGUAUAUCGCAUGGUAGACAAUAAAGCAUUGACACUAAGUAUUUAAAAAGUUUGGGAUGCCUUAUCGUGUGUUAUAACAGUUGGACCAAGCUAACUCUGCACGACAUUUGCAAAAGACAACGUGUGGCUAUAUCAUCAUUAAUGUUAUAUUUUAAUGAAAAUAUGACGUUCAUAAUGACACUCUUCAUUCUGUUUUGUUAAAGUCGAUGCAAAGUUAGUUUAGACGGAAGCUAAGUUCGUUGCGCCGGCGCCGGCGGCUCGCGCCGACCCACUCGUACAGGCUGUACAUAGACGUGCAAUAAUAUUACAAUACCCACGUAUACCAGCCAUGUCAGGUCAGACAUGCUCAACCAGGUGUAUUAGUUGGCUAGUAGCAAACGUAUACUGUGCUUAAUAUAAAUAUAUACACAUUAGACCCACAUUAUUGUGUCCAAGAAAAAAACAUGUUAAAAACAUCUAAUUUUUGGAAAAAUUAAGUUAUGAAUAUAUUUCAAAAAGUGUGAAAUUAAAGUUCAUCGGUCCGAUCCUCAGUAUUUUGUCAAAUUUCUGUGAAAAAUAUGUAUGCUGAGCUCAUAAUGUAUAGUAUUUACUGUUUGAGAAAACCCGCCAAUUCUGUUCAUGGAUUGUUAUGACGUUGCUUCGCCGCGUCAUUUUCAUCUUGUUACAGUAGAUGUCGCUAUGCGCCUCCCUGAGGCGUGUCAAUAAAAGGAAGGAAUGGAAUAAUUCGCACGCUUCUGGUAAACUUCAGUAACUCAGUUGCUUAAGAGCGAUCGGACCGGUGUGCCAAAUGGUCGGAAGUUCGAAUCUUACCCGAAGUGGUGACUUUUUAAAUUCUUCCUUAAUUUAAAAAUUUGCAUCAUACUUGUCUGAUUACAUAAUGUUGAAAGAAAUGCAAACAGAACCCGAUAACAUAACAAGCCACGAAGUAAAUUGCUGGGUAAAGAAUCAAGAAAGAUUGUGUUCGUAGAUUCCAUUGUUACGGAUCGUUCUGACGCGAGGGCUGCUGGACGUUCAUCCUAGACUUAGGACGUGACCUUGUGUCUCUAAACCAUUAUGCCUAAUCACAUAUAGGAACUUCCUACUUACUAGUACAUACACAAAUGAGUAGUUUACUAAUUAAAGCAGAACCAAGCUAACUCUGCGUGCUGCAUGGCGUUUGCAACGAAAACGUGUGGCAAUGCCACUCGUCACGUUCAAGUAGAUACCCUAGAUGGACUCUAAACCACUCAUUUAUGUUUGUAAUUUAUUAUUAAUGCUAUAUAGAAGUUUUUGUGCAAUUUAUCGGAUGAACUUCCAGUAACCGGUCAUCUCGUUAAAAUUAUAUGAUUAAUAAAGAAAUUGUGCUUAGCACUUGUAACAUUAAUGCGUUAGUGAGUUAAAACUAUACAAAAGUAAUAAAGAAAUGAUUUGGUUAAAGUGAUUAUUGUCGGCUCCGCCAAUAUCUUGCGCUUUAGUAUUUACCACACAAGACACGUAAGAAUGGUGUCAUACAUAAUAUGUAUGUGUUAUAUUAUAAGAACGGUAGGUGGCUGCCGUUAAGUAUAAUGCUAGACCAGGUCGGCCAACCGCAGCUCGUGAGCCGUAUGGUUUGUGGCGCCUUUAAAUCACUCAAAAAUGUAACAAAGUGUAUUUAGACCACGCAAAACCUCGUAUAUAUAAUAGAUAUGUGGUUCUUUAAGGUUCCUGAAACUGAUGUUUAUUAUGCGGUUGGCUCUUCUGAAGUCUGUCGGCUUCUGUGCUAUCAUACAAUGCCAGCAACAUCAUUUCGAAACGACACUAAUUGUUAUCAAUGUUUCAUAAUGUAAUCGACCCUUUUAAUAUCAAUGGGGUUGGUAACUGUCAAAGAUUUGUAUAGAUAGCGACAGCAUUGGUUUUAACUGUCUAUAGAAUUGUUCUAUUUGGCUUAAGUCUUAAAAUAUUCUAGCUCCAUCUGUAAAAUACUUCUAUCGGCCAACCCCAUUGAUGCGCGCCGACGGCCGGUGUGGAGUUGAUAUUAGGCAGCUGGCCGACGACCCGUGGCGGGGCCGGACUUUCCCGGGCCUGUAAGUAGACGCAUUAUUUAAAUAUACAUUUUGAAAACUC